This is a messenger RNA of Chlamydomonas reinhardtii, 2574 nucleotides long. RefSeq lists its product as uncharacterized. The record is from RefSeq and is a predicted model, not a curated record. The transcript has 4 exons. NCBI's taxonomy places the organism in Eukaryota, Viridiplantae, Chlorophyta, Chlorophyceae, Chlamydomonadales, Chlamydomonadaceae. The coding region runs from base 19 to 2013 and encodes 664 amino acids.
CACGUAUCGGGCGACUGGAUGGCCCCGCGGCCCACCCGCCGCUACGUGCUGCAGACCCUGGGCCACCCCGCGGCCGCCCCCGUGGUCGUGUAUGCAGAUACACACGCCGCAGCCGCAGAAGCCGCAGCGGCAGCAGCGGCCGCAGCAGCAGCAGCAGCGGCUGCUCCCGCCGCUGGCGCUGCCGCCGGCGCUGCCGCGGGGACCGCCGCCGACCCGGCCCCGGCGCCAGGACAGGCAGUGCAAGACGCCCAGGCGGCGGCGGCGCCGCCGCCGCCGCCGCCAGGGCCACUGGCGCCGCCGCCGCGUGUGCCGCAGUCGCUGGCGGCGCUGUCGGUGCUGCCGCUGCUGCGGUCUUUGACUCUGGACCCGUCGUGUGGCGGCGGCGGCGAGUACGUCAGCGGCGUGCCGCUGUUCCAGGACAUUGUGUUUGUGGUGCCGGGCCCGGGGGCAGCCGCCGCAGUGCAGGGGCUGAUGGGCGGGGCGGCGGCGGCGGCGGCAGGGGGAGGGGCAGGAGCAGGAGCGGGAGGGGGCGGGGCAGGAGCGGGGCAGGCGGGCGGCCUGCAGGUGCCGCCGGCGGGGGGGCUGCCGCCGCUGGCUGCGGCGGCGGCGGCGGCGCCUGCAGGUGAGGUAGAGGCAGCGGCGGCAGCGGCGGCGGCGGCGGCGGCGGCGGCGGCGGCGGCGGUCGGUGAAGUGGACCUGGAUAAUCUGCCGGUGCUGCCGAACUCCCGGUUCGUGGAGGUGCCAGUGAUGCUCAGCAGCGGCAGUAGCAGCGGCGAGGAGGAUGUGGAGCCCCGAGCCCCUGCUACUGCCGCCGCCCCAGCCGCCGCCCCUGCUACUGCUACUGCCUCCUCGGGCGCGCCUGGAGCCCCGGGUUCCGGUGCCGGCCCCUCCAACCCCACCGCUGCUGCUGCUACUGCCGCUGCCACUGCCGCCGGUGCUGCUGCUGCGACUGCCGCGUCCGGGCCUGCCACGGCCACUGCGCGCCCCGCCUUUGGCCCCACGCUCUCGCCGGCGGCGCAGUGGCUGCUGCAGCUGGGGGCUGUGACGCAGCUGACGUGUGUGCGGCUGGAGAAGUGGGAGGCGGUGCCGGCGGCCGCCCUGGCGCCGCUGACGGGGCUGGUGAAGCUGCAGCUGACGGCGCUGCGGCGGGUGGGCGCGCAGCUGGUGCAGGCCUUGGCCGGCCUGCCGCGCCUGACCUACCUCACCCUCGAGGGCGGAGCCAGCUCCCACCCUCCCCCGGGCUUCAGCAUGCGCGGCGCCGGCCGUACACUCGCCUCCCGUACGCCGUACAUUGACCAGGACGCCGUACGGCGGUUGGCGGCGCUGACGCGGCUGCGGCUGUUGUACUUAGGCGGUUACGAACUCGUUGUACGGCCGGUACUCUUGCAGGGAUUGGGGACUAAGCUGUACACCGGCCGUGAACGGGUGUUGAGCCCGGCGGAGGCGCAGGCGGAGGCGGAGGCGGAGGAGGCGCAGGCGGCGGUGAUGCGUGCGCGUCAGGAGGAGCAGUAUCGUACGCAGGUGGCGGCGGCGAUUCAGGCGCUGUUGGAGUCCGUGGCGCAGCUGCAGGGUCUGCGCUACCUGUCUCUGUGCCCCCUGGAGCACAUCACAGCCGCCGACAUGGCCGGCCUGUGCCGCCGCCUGCCCGGACUCCGAGUGCUCAACGUGCCGGCAGACACAGCCCACCGCAGCCCAGACCGCGGCGCAGCGGGCGGCAGGGGCGCAGGCGCCAGCGGGCGCAGUGCCACAGCAGGCCUGGGCGCGGGCGCGGGCGCGGGCGCGGGCGCAGCGGCGUCCACGGCUUCGCCUGGCGCCAACACAGCUGCAGCAGCGGCGGCGGCGGUGGCGGUGGCGCCGUCGGCGCUGCCACGUGUAUGGGUGGAGGAGCUGGAGGCAGCCGGCUGUAGCGCGGCGGUGUAUGAGGGCAUGAGUGAGGCGGAGUUCUGGACGGCUGUAGCAGGACUGGACGAGCAGCAGCGGCGGCCGGGCGCGCUGAGCGGGAUGGAGGAGUGACGGCAGCUGCUGGCGUGCGGUCCAGCCCAGGACACGGUAUGAACCUGUCAGGAGCUGUAGUUGGUGCGGUAGCCGGGGGCGGGGGGUGGCAUAGCUGGUGCCAGUACUACCGGUAGUUGGGGAACCGGCGGGGUAGAUAGGGGUGUUGUUGAAAAUGCGGGACCACAGAGAGAGUUGGAUCAGACCGUAUCUGCGUUGUUCGCGUGGCGAAGGUUGUCUUGUUGUGCCUGUUGUGCUGUUUGACGGCGGGAUCGGCUGUACAAGUUGGCGGGCGGUGCCUGCACCAACCGACCCCGGCUGUGUAUGUCCGGAUGAGAUGCGGUAUUACUGAAACCUUUGGUCUCAGACAUGCAAUAACGUGGCGUGCGCGCAGCCCUGUGGUCCCUUGAGGGCGAGAGCCAGCUUUUCUUGUCAUGCUACCGUAUUUUUUUGUGAUGCACGCUGAUGCGCUCAGGUGUGCGUGUGGCAGCUGCCCCCCACGAGCUGCCGUGUUUGGUGAUGCCUCCUCCUGCAUCCGGCCGGAGUCUGUUACCCUGCAGGCCUGCACCCUGCACGGAGUCU